AUGACGACAGAGGUUGGUGCUAACGUGAAAUCAGGUGCCAUAGAAAGGAGGCAAUGUACAGCUGCGGAGCACGAGUGCGGCAUUGAAGCAACGCAGUCAGUGGACGCAGACGUACCGGCAGACGCAGAUGCGUUUUCGCGGAUAAUUCGAGAUGUGAUAUCAAGAUUCAUCCUAGCUCUAGAAUGCAACGAAGACAAGAUCUGGAAUGAACUCUUACGGCAGUUGAGAAUUCACGAGAAAGAGUUGCAGCGUGACUCCGCCAGGCGGCAGUUAAGUCACUAUCUGAACCGCAUCCGGAUGCAGCUGCCAGGUAGUGAAGCGCAGACGACAGUCUUAGACUCGACGCUUCGCAUAGUCGGUCAGGAAUUUAUCAGUGCUUCCGAUAAACGCCAGUAUAAAGUAUUCGUAGAAAAACAGGAAUGCAACCGCGAUGAUUUGGAAGGCACAGUUAAAGAAAAGGAUCACACAUGCAAAGAUGAGCCACUGCCAAAGGAACAACGGACAUUGAUGAGAAUGCUUCAAACGUAUGAAAUUCGACCACCUCCUCUUACAAUGAAAGAUCUGACAACCUCCAUCGAAAACGUAACGGACGAAGUUUCAAAACGGGAAGCAACCUGGCAGAGCUUCAGGGGAAACACAGCGAUGGCGACAGGCAUGGCUCUACCAGAGGAGACACUGGCGCACACCGCUGCCUCCGUUACACAGACAUUGCGGUCAACGAGUGUCAAGAUGCGUAAGGAUGCGAGUAAAAGCCCCACGACGGCUCCGAACAAAAAGGACACCGAUACGAAACUAACCGGACGACAGGCUGUGGAGCGGUUCAUCAAGUUACAGCAUUCGGACAAAGAGGAGUUUCUCUACUUCAAUAUCAAUCGCAACAGAACUCGCAAUCCUUAUGACCUAAUUAACGUUCCACAGUGCAUGGCUGAUGCGGAACAUUUUGUCUUCUCCGCGUACGGGGUUCUCCACGUCACAUCAGGAAGAAAGCCGCUGGGAAAGCUUUCUCUCGCUGAGUGGCAGAGGGAGGCAGUCAUCGUUCAUGGCCUGCUCCAACUCUCCUUCUUCCGAGAUUUCUCUAUCAGGAAGUCGUUCUUCACAUGGAAACAGAAUGCUAGACAUCAGAAGAAGGCGAGGAUUAACAUGUGCAUAAGGAAUUCUCUUGUACUACAGUCUCCCCUGUUCGUACACACCCUUCAGGCAGUGCAGAGAGAGCUGCUAAGUCUCGACAGCACAUGGUUGGACCUGAGCACUACCAGCGAUCGGGUUACCGCCGCCGCACGCUGCCGCAACAGCCUGCUAGAACGCUUGAGGCGCAUCCAACUAAAGAUGGACGUUCUAGGAGAGCACAUGGCUCUGGCGACGCUGAGAACCCAAGCUGCCGACGUCCGGCUGCGCCUGCAGCGGAGCCACCGUCGCUUCACGCUGCUCGUCGAUCAUCUGCUGCGAAGCCACCUGCUGCUCACGUCAGCAGCUGCCAUGCGGUGGCUAGCCAGCGCCGACACCGGUCAAGCUAGCCAGACAUCGGACAGUCAAGACUCUGGGAUGGCAGACGGCGGGAAAGUCGCCAGAGAUCAAGAAAUGUCGUGUUUCUGCGAGGAGCGUUUCGAGCAGGAGUCGCCUAUCGUUAGAGGGACUGAUCGAGAGCUAGAUGGGAUAGCAAAGUACGAGCUGAGCGAGAAACUAAUGUUGACUGAUGAUGCUGAUAACGCUAGUAACGCUGAUGAUGCUGAUAGAGAACUCAUGGCAGAGGGUACGAAGAGAGAGGAUAUUUUGGACACGAUUUGGCUUCUUAUGGAACUGUGUUCGUGCAGCGGAACAAAGAGAAGCCUCCCUGAGCAAUCUACGCGAGCUGAGGUCAGACCGCAUCAACAGCUAAGGGUUCCACAUUUUCUACAGAAAGAACCGUUGCGCGAGAGAAGCAUGCGCGUGCCCCCCGUCUACAACUACUUAAUAAACGCCACAUCUCAACUGCCACGUACGAAACAAACGCACGAAGAGAGGCCUUCGUUUAUCGAGAACCUUAUAGAGCAAAUGCGAUGACACAACAGGGGCCGUGGCAGCAGAGCGGUGGAGUCCGUGUAAUCGACUAAUAAUGUGUAUACCUCGAAUAAUAAACACUUCGAAGAGGAUUUCCCAUUUAGAUGGCUUCACUUUAUUUCGUAUAACGCAUCGAUCAUACACGAUCUAUCUAACUGACACCUGGGGUUACACUUCGUAUCAAUAUUUUCUUUGGCAAAACAACCACAUGCCAGCCAUGCUCUGCUAUACACACGCCGUGUUUCGUCCGAGUUUAGUGGGGGGUACGCACGCGUUCACAGUUAUAUACGUGGUACAGCACCACCGCGGCAUUGGCCGGCGAUAUCCAACCCCAAUAAACACAUGAAUACAGGUCAUAUCACUUCACAUUAACAUGCUCAAGGCGAUAUAAAAUCAAGAUCAUUCAAGCGAGAUUUAACUACGUCGCCACAUUAAAAGUCACCUUUACAUCGCGCGCGAGCGCGGUUUUUGAUUUAAAAUGGGAAAAAGGACCAAAGCGACGAGUGUGGUGACGUUCUAAAAUCUCUUGCAUACAAUAUUCAUUACGUUUUUUUGUUUUUUUUUUAAAUACGUUAUAUAUACAAAACUUU
This is a messenger RNA of Priapulus caudatus, 2627 nucleotides long. RefSeq lists its product as uncharacterized. NCBI's taxonomy places the organism in Eukaryota, Metazoa, Priapulida, Priapulimorpha, Priapulimorphida, Priapulidae. The transcript is spliced from 10 exons. The record is from RefSeq and is a predicted model, not a curated record. Bases 1 to 2040 code for a protein of 679 amino acids.